AUGGUCCUCGCCGACCUCGGCCGCCGCAUCACCAGCGCGCUCAGCGACCUCUCCAAGGCGCCCGUGCUCGACGGCGCGGCCAUCGAUGCGCUGCUCAAGCAGGUCUGCGCCGCGCUGCUCGCCGCCGACGUCAAUGUGCGCCUCGUGUCGCGCCUGCGCGACGCCGUGCGCAAGGACGUCGCCGACGCCCUCAACACCAACGACAAGGGCCAGGCGGAGCGCAUGACCGAGGUGCAGCGCCACAACGUCGUGCAGAAGGCCAUCUUUGACCAGCUCGUCGCGCUCGUCGACCCGGGCAUCGAGGCCUGGGUGCCCAAGAAGGGGCGCGCCAACGUCAUCAUGUUCGUCGGUCUGCAGGGCUCCGGCAAGACGACGUCGUGCACCAAGCUCGCGCUCUACUACCAGAAGCGCGGCUUCAAGGUCGGCCUCGUCUGCGCCGACACGUUCCGCGCCGGUGCGUUCGACCAGCUCAAGCAGAACGCCUCCAAGGCGGGCAUCCCGUUCUACGGCUCCUACACCGAGUCGGACCCCGUCUCCAUCGCCGCGUCCGGCGUCGAGUCGUUCAAGAGCGGCAAGUUUGACGUCAUCAUCGUCGACACGUCGGGCCGCCACCGCGCCGAGACGGAGCUCUUCCGCGAGAUGGUCGAGAUUGCCGAGGCGACGAAGCCCGACCAGACGAUCAUGGUCGUGGACGCGAGCAUCGGCCAGGCCGCCGAGGCGCAGGCCAAGGCGUUCAAGGAGGCGGCCGACUUUGGCGGCAUCUUUGUGACGAAGCUGGACGGACAUGCCAAGGGCGGUGGCGCCAUCUCUGCCGUCGCGGCGACAAAGACGCCGAUCCUCUUCCUCGGCCUCGGCGAGCACGUCACGGAUCUCGAGACGUUCCGCCCGCAGCCAUUCAUCUCCAAGAUGCUCGGCAUGGGCGACAUGUCGGGCCUGCUCGAGAAGGUGCAGGAGGUGCAGCAGAUGCAGGACCCGAAGAAGCAGCAGGCCAUGCUCGAGAAGAUUGAGCAGGGCGGCGUGUUCAGCCUGCGCGACUGGCGCGAGCAGGUCGGCAACCUCAUGAACAUGGGCCCGCUGUCGAAGAUCGCCGGCAUGAUCCCGGGCCUCGGCCAGAUGAUGGCCGGCGCCGGCGGCAACGACGAGGCGGCGGGCGACAAGAUGAAGCGCAUGACGUACAUCCUCGACAGCAUGACGUCGGCCGAGCUCGACUCGGACGGCAGCAUCUUCUACGAGCCGCGCAAGGACGCGCUGCGGCGCGAGAAAGAGCGCGCCGCCAAGGAGGAGGAGGAGCGCAGCGUCGCCGUGGCGUCGAGCAGCAAGGCCGAGGACAAGAAGAAGAAGAAGAAGCCCAAGGUGCCGGUGCGCAUGAACGCACGUGCGCGGCGUGUGGCACGAGGCAGCGGCACGAGUGUGCGCGAGGUCGAGGAGUUUCUCAUGCAAUACCGCAUGGUCGCCAAGCUCGUCAAGUCGAUGGGCGGCAAGGCCGGCUGGCUCAAGCAGAUGCAGGGCGGCGGAGCGGGCGCGGGCCGGGGGCGCGGGCCGCCGGCGCUGCCGCCGGGCAUGACGCCCGAGAAGAUUGCGCAGAUGCAGAGCAUGUUGUCGCCGGAGAUGAAGGCGCAGCUGCGCAUGCCGGGCGGGCGCGAGAAGCUGCUCAAGCAACUACAGCAGUCCGGCGAGAUACCGCCCGAGCUGGCAGCAAUGGGCGGCAUGGGCGGCGGCAUGCCCGGCCUCGGCGGGCUCGGCAGCAUGAUGCAAGGCAUGGGGUGA
Molecule: messenger RNA, 1767 nt
Organism: Tilletiopsis washingtonensis
Lineage: Eukaryota; Fungi; Basidiomycota; Exobasidiomycetes; Entylomatales
Product: signal recognition particle protein
Exons: 10
Coding region: 1-1767 (588 amino acids)
Biological process (GO): SRP-dependent cotranslational protein targeting to membrane; SRP-dependent cotranslational protein targeting to membrane, translocation
Cellular component (GO): cytosol; signal recognition particle, endoplasmic reticulum targeting
Molecular function (GO): 7S RNA binding; ATP hydrolysis activity; GTP binding
Source: RefSeq, a predicted model, not a curated record